Messenger RNA from Equus quagga, 2624 nucleotides. It is a transcript of the gene SPRYD4, whose product is annotated as SPRY domain containing 4. The transcript has 2 exons. The record is from RefSeq and is a predicted model, not a curated record. The coding region runs from base 452 to 1075 and encodes 207 amino acids. Lineage: Eukaryota; Metazoa; Chordata; Mammalia; Perissodactyla; Equidae. Gene Ontology annotation, molecular function: protein binding.
AGUGGUUGCUAUUUGUCAAGUUGUAUUCUAGGAUAUUUUCUCAUUUAAUUUUUACUAAGGUCUGAUGGCUAUUUUUCCGUUUUAAAAAUGAGAACACUAAGGCUCAAGGAAGUCAAUUGAUUGGCCCAAAGUCACACAGCAGAGUAGGGUUCGAAUCCAAUUAUUGUUUAAUUCUAAAAUUUAUACUUUUACCAUCUUGCUACAUCAUCUCUCUAAAGGUCCCAAUUAGUUAAAAAGUGAGCAGCAGCCCCCUGUGCAGAAAAAUUGAAUAAAGGCGCAACCAGCAAGCGGAACCAGAACAGACCCCACUAAGAUGGCGGCUCCCUGCUGGUAGCGCUCUUUACGUCAUCACACUGCGCGCCUCCUAUCGCGCACCACGUGGCAAGGCCGAGGGCGGGCCGGUGGCGGGGGUCUCAGGCGUGGGGCGUGGCCCGCUCAUCCGUGGCGCAAGAUGGUCCUGCCCUUCGUACGGUCGCUGUGCCUGUGCCGCUGGGGAGCCAAACGAUUGGGGGUCGCCGCCGCGGAAGCCCGCAGAGGCAUCAGUUUCAAACUGGAAGAAAAAACCGCUCACAGCAGCCUGGCACUCUUCAAAGGUGACACAGGUGUCAAGUAUGGCCUGGUGGGAUUGGAGCCCACCAAAGUGGCCCUGAAUGUGGAGCGCUUCCGGGAGUGGGCAGUGGUGCUGGCAGACACAGCGGUCACCAGUGGCAGGCACUACUGGGAGGUGACAGUGAAACGCUCCCAGCAGUUCCGGAUAGGAGUGGCAGAUGUGGACAUGUCCCGGGACAGCUGUAUUGGUGUUGACGAUCGCUCCUGGGUGUUCACCUAUGCCCAACGCAAGUGGCAUACCAUGUUGGCCAACGAGAAAGCCCCUGUUGAGGGCAUCGGGCAGCCAGAGAAGGUGGGGCUGCUGUUGGAGUAUGAGGCCCAGAAGUUGAGCCUGGUGGAUGUGAGCCGGGUCGCUGUGGUCCACACGCUACAGACAGAUUUCCGGGGUCCAGUGGUGCCUGCCUUUGCCCUGUGGGAUGGAGAGCUGCUGACCCACUCAGGGCUUCAAGUGCCUGAGGGCCUCUAGUUAUAUCCAUCAAUGGAGUCCCUAAUCAUGCUCUUGGCCAGCCUCCUGCUGAAAGUGUCUGAAUCCUUUUAAUUCUGCCCCAAGCAGCCUCUAGCUCCCACUAUUCAGUGUCUGGACCUCUGUGCAAUUCUUAGUCAUCUUCCUCUCUCCUCCCCUGCGAAAGCUAGACAUGCAGCCACCCUCUCCCCUCCCCCAAACUACCGCCCAUUUCCGUGGCUACCAGGAAUGCACUUUCCCUGAUUGCCUCCCUGUGCCCAGGCCUUUCUCAGACUGUGUUCAGUCGUUGGGUCUUGGCUUUUAGCUUUGUUCGCAUUUAUUCAUCACUGUGAUACCUCUCCCUCUCUUUGCCUACAUGUAACUUCUGUUUGUUGGGGCUCUACUGAAUCUCUCCAGAGUAAAUGCUUUCUACCUCUGGCUGGAGGAGUGGUGCAGUCAACGCUUGGCCCUUUCUCUACAGCACAUAGAGUCUGGGCUCUGGCUCCCUCAGGAAGUGCUUUACUGACAGUGUCAGAGUGAGGACAGAGCCCUCCUUCCCCAGUACCUCAAUGCCACAGACUCUCAGCUCCACACAGCUGUAGCUAUCCCCUCCCUGAGUCCAUCCGCCUUAAUCUGCACACCUCUGACACAGUCGAUCCAUAAUCAUUGGGCCAGUUACAAGCAUGACCAAAGGGGAAGAGACACUUGGGGCAUAUUGAGGGGAUUAGUGUUAGAAACUUUAUUCUUAAGAAGUUCUAUCUUCAUUCUGCUACAAUUGGAACUUCCAGAGGGAGGAGGGAGGCCUGAGGUCUUGCACAAUCCAUUUUUGGGCCUGCUCAGACCCCAGCCUUCACCCCUGCUUGGCAGCAGAAUACACUUAACCUAAAGCAGUAUUUGGGGUUGAGGGAAACCUGGUGGGGUGAGUAUGUAUGUGAAAUAUAUAUUGUUUGGGGUCUAUCUGACACUGUGGUUCUAUCUUAUUCUACCUUUAUGAUGGUGAUGCAGCUGGGUGCCCCUACAGGAAAAAGAAAAGGAUUGGGUUUAGCAAAAAUAAUUUGUGUAAUUAAAGUUUAUUUGAGCACAAAAUACCUUCUCUGUCUAUAAAAUUGCUGUUAGCAGUAGCAGCAGCACUUCUUGGCCAAGGGGGGCAGAACUCUCCAGACUACUAAAACCAGGUGUGUAGCUCCCUGCCUUCCUCUGUGGAUAUAUACAUGUGCAUGGUGGCUAGAGCCCCUUCACCAGUGUCUCUCUCUCAUGAUAGUUUCUCCAGGAAGAGGAAGAGGGGACCUGGGUGAAGACCUGGGAUGGUUUUGAGUGGGGCAAGCCAUUAUGUUGUAUCUUGAAGAAGCCCACAGUCUCCAUGGCUAACCCUACUGCCGGUGUCCACCGAGGCACUUCUCUGUACUCUGUCUGCCAAGGGAAUGGGGUGUUGUGACUCACAGAAAGCGUUGGCCUAAAUCUUGGUCCCCACUGAAGCAGUGCGGCUCCCUGUAGCAUGUUUGGUGGUUAUGUGUUAAGUGUGUGGCCAGCUCAUGCUUUUUCUUGAGCAGGGACCGUGUGUGCCUCAUGUUCA